AUGUCCAUCCGCCACGCCGCCCAGCGGCUCUCUCGCUACUCGCAACCGCCAUUACCACUAGCCCCCACACACUUUCUCGGCCUCAGAGCUUCUGCGCCCCGCGCAGCAUUCAUACCCCCGCCAAUUGCAGCAUUGACCCCACCAUGGCCGGCGCAGAGUGGUCAGAGACAGUUCCAUGCGGCGCCCCGUAUGCCCAAGGACCACCACUUUGAUACGCUCAAGUUCGUGCAGAGACUCCAGGAGGAGGGGUUCUCGGAGGAGCAGAGUGUGGCGCUGAUGAGGGCGCUCAGUGACGUUAUUGAGGAGAGCAUCCAGAACCUCACCCGCACCAUGGUCCUCAAGGAGGACCAAGAAAAGAUAACCUACACCCAAAAAGUCGAUUUCGCCAAACUGCGCUCCGAGCUCACCUCCGUACACUCCGGCGAACUCAAGCCCCUGCGCAGCGAUCAAGAGCGGCUCACCUCCGAGAUCUCGCGGCUGAACGCCCGGCUGCGCGAAGAGAUGCAGCGCGCGCAGAGCUCGGUGCGGCUGGACCUGAACCUCGAGAAGGGGCGGAUCCGCGAGGAGAGUAGCGUGCACGAGCUGAAGAUCAAAGAGACGGACAGCCGCAUCGAGAAGGAGGUGGGCGAUCUGCGCGGCCUGCUGGAGAGCGUCAAGUUUAGCACGUUGCAGUGGUUGAUUGGUGUUUGUACGGGCACGGCGGCGCUGCUGUUGGGUGUGUGGAGGUUGUUGAUGUAG
Messenger RNA from Morchella importuna, 738 nucleotides. RefSeq lists its product as uncharacterized. NCBI's taxonomy places the organism in Eukaryota, Fungi, Ascomycota, Pezizomycetes, Pezizales, Morchellaceae. The transcript has 3 exons. The record is from RefSeq and is a predicted model, not a curated record. Bases 1 to 738 code for a protein of 245 amino acids. Gene Ontology annotation, cellular component: mitochondrion.